CGAGGUGAGACCCUGCCAGAAGGAACCAGGUCGAAGUUCAUACAGGUCACAGUGAAGCCGUCACACAUGAAGGUCGUGGUUUUGAAUAAAGUGAUUAUUGAGGGGUCCUUAUUUGCCGUGGUUCGGACCGACGAGACCAUAUGGACCAUUGAGGACAAGAAGAUCCUGCACAUUGCCUUGACCAAGGCAGAUGCUUGCACCAAGGAGACGGUGUGGGAGGGGCUGCUGAAGGACGACUACCUUGCCGACCCCUGGACUCUUCACGAGAUGAGGAAGAAGCUGGACCUGGAGCGGUUCCAGAUCGAGAAUCCCGGCUUUGACUUCAGUGGAGCGCAGCUAAAGAAAUCCUACGACAAACCGAAGGGGUCUGAAAUAGAGGAAUGGGAGAAGAAACAGAAAGAGAAGCAAGAGGCAGCAACAGACCAAUGAAAAGAGGAAAGGGAAACUGUUUACAUUAGAUACUGACAAAUGAGUACAAAAUGUAUGAUCUAAAUCAAUACCGUGAGCUUUAUUCGCCAUUAUUGAGUAUUAUUGUGCUAUUUAUUAUUAAUGAUUAUUCAUUGUUAUCACUAUUUGUGUUACUAUGAUUGCUAUGAUCAUUAUCAUUUUAAUUACUACUACAAUUAUUGUAAUUAUUAUUGUAAUAAUACUAUGAUCACUAUUAUUAUUACUACUGCUACAGUCAUUAUUUUUAUUACUAUUGUAGUAACUUCAUUUUAUACAUUUUUCUUUCUGAUUGAUAAAUGAUAUUCAUCAACAAGGUACCUUCUUGUAUGUGUAAUAACAUAAUAAUUUAUCUUGAUGGUGCUGAUGAGAUGCUCGACAACAUUCUUAUUUUUUUAUGUGGCAGCAGCUCUGUUGGUUAUUCAUAUUCAUUAUUAUGAUUUAUUUCUCAUACACCAGCUCUGCGUAAUAUAAAACUGAAACACGAGUAGAAAAUCGGAGCUUUUGCAUAGGCCAGUGAUAGGGACCCAGGUGUUUAUUUUUUGGUGAUUGCGGUUAAAAAAUGGUGAAACCUUUGAGCCAUUGAUGAUUUUGAAAUGUGUAAGAUUGAAUUAUUUUUUGUAUCUCUUAAUCGCAAGGCUUUUGAGAUUGUAUAACUUUUAAUUGAGUUGCAGGACAUCAUACCCAAGAAAAUUGAUUAAUUCAUUUUAAAGCUUAGGGGAAUGGAUUAUAUGCCUUUUCCUUUUUUUUUCUUUAAAUUGCAAUUCUUUCCCUUUUUUUUAUAAAUAAUUUAUGUUUCUUUGUAAAAGUUAUAAAUAAAGUUAUCAUAACUUUCAUAAGGCCUCAGACAUUAGCAAGGUUAACGUAACAAUACUUGAUUUAGAUGUUUAUCAUUCCAGGUUUCCAUUACUGAUUAUGAUAAUAAUUCUGUCAUUUAUAAAAAGUGUACCCUUUCUAGUUAAUGGCGAGGCUGCAUUAAGUGUAUCUGCUGUGCCGUAAAAUGUGCUGCGUGAUGUAUUCUGAAAGGGAAUGGCAUUUCCGAUAUAUAGAUAUUUAUAUAUGGCAUUUUUUUGUUUUUAAUUAGAAUUCACGUUUUGUAAAAGUAAGGACUGACUUAAAAUCAAAGUGUGAUGUAUGAAUAGGAGAUAUUUGAAUGUGAAUUAUUGCCAAGAAAAAUAUAUUAUGAGAAGUCAA
Messenger RNA from Penaeus chinensis, 1638 nucleotides. RefSeq names its product nudC domain-containing protein 2-like. The coding region runs from base 67 to 429 and encodes 120 amino acids. The record is from RefSeq and is a predicted model, not a curated record. The transcript has 3 exons. NCBI's taxonomy places the organism in Eukaryota, Metazoa, Arthropoda, Malacostraca, Decapoda, Penaeidae. Gene Ontology annotation, cellular component: cytoplasm. Gene Ontology annotation, biological process: protein folding.